Molecule: messenger RNA, 651 nt
Organism: Drosophila gunungcola (fruit fly)
Lineage: Eukaryota; Metazoa; Arthropoda; Insecta; Diptera; Drosophilidae
Exons: 3
Coding region: 1-651 (216 amino acids)
Molecular function (GO): nucleic acid binding
Source: RefSeq, a predicted model, not a curated record
AUGCAAGCCAAAACAUUACCUUCAACCAUCUAUCUUACCGUUGACGAGAUCAGCAUAGCGGUGGAGUAUGAGGUUCUUAGCCAAUGCAAACCUUGUCCUCCCAAGAGCAAGCUGAUUUUACUUCGUGUUGGUGGAAGGCUUCAAAAUGCGAGCUUGGACUACGAGGCUAAGCAUCCGAUAUUGUUACCCAAGGAUCAUCCGGUCACCAGGGCGAUUAUCGUCUAUUAUCCACAGGCUUUGCUUGCUGCUUUACGGCAAAGAUGCUUUCGGAUUAAGCCUGUGGCUUGGGAACACGCGAUGGGUAGCCUAAUAGCAGAUCGAGUUCAGCCUAACCCAGUAUUUCACACCACAGGAGUGGACUAUUGUGGACCGUUCUAUCACAAGUCAGAGGCCCGGAACAAAGCACCCCACAAGUGCUACAUCGCCGUCUUUGUCUGCUUUUCGACGAAGACUGCGCACUUGGAAGUCGUCCAGGAUCUCACAACGGAUUCUUUCAUUGCAGCUUUGAGAAGAUUCAUUAGUCUCAGAGGCAGUCCACGUACUGUUUGGAGUGAUAAUGCGACAAACUUUGUUGGCGCUAAACGAGAGCUAGCGGAACUGAAUGAGUUCUUCGGCUUCGAUAACUUCUUCCUGCUUAGCGAAUGGGAUUGA